Messenger RNA from Zeugodacus cucurbitae (melon fly), 351 nucleotides. RefSeq lists its product as uncharacterized. Bases 1 to 351 code for a protein of 116 amino acids. The transcript has a single exon. Lineage: Eukaryota; Metazoa; Arthropoda; Insecta; Diptera; Tephritidae. The record is from RefSeq and is a predicted model, not a curated record.
AUGGAUGCUCAGCCAAGCGCGCCCAUGCCCACAUUUGAUGGAGCUGGGUGGCUAAGCGGAGUUAAAAUCCUGAAGUGUAAGGAUGACCCGUCGCUUACAUGGGUAAAGGAAGCUGUAAAAACUCUUCCUAGCCUAUGGGAGAAUGGGAGACUGGAGGUGGUGGACCGCAAUGAUAUUCCAUCGGUGCCCAAGGCGAAGGUAAUUAUACCUCGCGUGGUGGACCCGGAAUAUGCUUUGCGGCUGCUACAACGGCAGAAUCCGGACGUGCCGACUAGCGACUGGGGGGUGUUGAGCGUGGCAAAAUCUUCAAAUGAAGAUGGAGGCCAAAGCUACAUCCUCCAGAUCAAUUAG